AUGGCUUGGGGUGCCAACGAGCUCACAGCGAAGCAGAGACAGAGCGUCAAGCUUCUUGACAAGUACAAGUGCCGUAUCUGUGAGAAGUGGAAGGAGCCCGCCAGUUUCUCGAAGAAGGAGUUGAACGGAUAUACCUGGAAGGUUACCAACGGAACAGCGGUCAAUGGCGUCUCGGCCAAGUUGAGAUGCCGUCCAUGCUCUGGUGGUCCUCUGCAGGAGAAGUGCUGCGAGGGACCCUGUGGAAAGUGGAAGGAUCUACAAAAGUUCAGCAAGUCUGCUCGCUCGGCCGGUGGUAAUCAGUGGUGUCAGGAUUGUACUUUGUGGAAGCUGUCUAACGAACCAGGUGUACCCGCGCAGGCAGCCCCAACAGGUGACUUGGCACCAGACGAGGAUGAAAAUUACGUUGCGGCAGGCGGCCACAUGGCAGCUGUUAACUACGUUGAUCCUGAGGCUGGAUAUGACAGUGAUGAUGAGGGAUACGACUGGACUUACAAUGCGAGUCCGGCAGCACCUUUGGAAUGA
Molecule: messenger RNA, 522 nt
Organism: Drepanopeziza brunnea f. sp. 'multigermtubi' MB_m1
Lineage: Eukaryota; Fungi; Ascomycota; Leotiomycetes; Helotiales; Drepanopezizaceae
Source: RefSeq, a predicted model, not a curated record